This is a messenger RNA of Plasmodium vinckei vinckei, 1770 nucleotides long. RefSeq names its product protein kinase, putative. The record is from RefSeq and is a predicted model, not a curated record. Gene Ontology annotation, molecular function: ATP binding; protein kinase activity. Gene Ontology annotation, biological process: protein phosphorylation. The coding region runs from base 1 to 1770 and encodes 589 amino acids. Lineage: Eukaryota; Apicomplexa; Aconoidasida; Haemosporida; Plasmodiidae. The transcript has a single exon.
AUGAGCAAAUGGGGUUUGCUAAUAGGAGAAAUUCUGUGGCCCAAGGAAUUUAUAUAUGUUAUUGAAAAUGAAGGUUAUAAUAAUAAAUUUGGGCAUAGUUAUGUAAUAAAAUAUAAUGGAAAUAUAGUUCAUAAAAAUUUAAAAAAAAGUUUAAAUAAUGUAGAUAAAAUGUUAAAUGCAACAAAAUCUAUAUGUGUAAAUUUAGAACAACAAAGAGAUGAAUAUGGUUCAGACAAUUUUAAUCAUGAAAAUAAAAUAUCAGAUGAAUCCACAAAUGCUAACCAAAUAUUACUUAGAUUAUCAGAUAAAAAACAAGGAAUAAAAGAACAACUUUCAAAAAUAAAUACAAUUCAAGAAAAAUAUGAUAUAGUAUUAAAGAAUGAACCAUGUUAUAAUUUUAGAUUUGACUUUCCAUAUUUCAAUAUUCAUGGUGAUCCCUUAGUUGAAAAAAUAAAAAAUUCAUAUUUCAGCACAAGGAGUGGAAUUAUUAAUUCUUAUCAAAAUUAUCAACCCAAUUUACAAUAUAGUAAAAAUCGUAGUGGUAAAAAUAAACGCAAUGAAAAUAGUAAAGGGUAUCGAAGCUAUUUAUACAAUAUAAAAAUUAUAGAUUGUGAUGAGACAAUAGUAGGGAGUCGUGAAUUUAUAUUUUCAGAAGAUAAUUCAGAUAAUAUAAAAAUUAACAAGCUAAUUAAAGAGGGAAAAUAUAUAAAAAAUUCUAUAUAUGAAUAUAAAGAGUAUUGUAAAGAUAUGGCUAGUUAUGAAGAAAAUGAAGGAUCCCAUUUUGAAGGGGAAGAAAAAGAAAGCAACCCAAAUGGCAAACACGGGAAAGGGCAUAAAGGAGAAACCACAAAAAAUGGCGAUAAAAAUUGUAGUAAAAAUUGUAGUAAAAAUUGUAGUAAAAAUUGUGGUAAAAAUUGUGGUAAAAAUUGUGGUAAAAAUUGUGGUAAAAAUUGUAGUAAAAAUUGUGGUAAAAAUUGUAGUAAAAAUUGUGGUAAAAAUUGUAGUAAAAAUUGUGGUAAAAAUUAUGACCAAAAUAACGAGGUGACAUAUGAAAGUGUGGGGGUAGUUCCAUAUAGUGAUAUAAUUGUAUUAAGCAAAAAAGAGGGUGGUAAAAAAAAUAAACAAGUUGCAGGAUUUGUAACACCAUUUCUGUUAAAUGGUAAUAUAAAAAAAAUGAUUGAAAAUGUGAGUCCAUAUAAUAAAUACAAAUUUAAUGAUGAUAUGAUAUUUAAAAGUUUAUGUAAUAUUAUAAAAGUUAUGAAUUAUUUUGAAGAAAAAAAUAUAGUUCAUGGAAAUAUAAAACCAAGUAACCUAUUUAUAAGUAAUAAUGGUUUUUAUAUUUUAAUUGGCAAUUUUGUUCCAAAAAUUAAGUUGUCAAAUUAUUAUUUUUAUGUUAUAAAUAAAACAAGGGCACCUAUGAAAUAUAUUUCACCUGAACUUUUAUUUUAUAUAAAAAAAAAAACAAAUCAAUUAAAAAAAAAUAAAAAUAAAGUAGGUAAUAUAGAUAAGUAUCUUACGAAAAAUGACAUCUUUUGUUUAGGAUUAUCCUUUUAUUAUAUUGUAACAAUGAGUGAAGAUAUUUUAAAUCACAUUGAUGAUUCUCGAGCAUUUCAAUAUAAAGUUAAUAAUAUAAAAUCAUUUGUAAAAAAACCGGAAUUAUUUUUCCUUUUGAAAAAUCUUUUAAUCUAUGAUCAUGUACAUAGACCUAGUUGGCUCGAUCUGUCCAAUCUCAUAGCACAAAUGACCAGAGGAGUGACUAAUUCCAUCUAA